AGUGAUUUAAUCAAAGUUUGUUACCCUUUUUAUUCACAUCUAAAUCAAUUUGCUGUCAUUUAAUUACUAACAAUUCAACAACCCUUAUCUUAACCAAGUAAGCCAUGUUGUUUAAUUAAAAUGUAUUGUAAAUAAAAAAAUUAAAUGUACAUUGUAUCCUAAAUAAACACGACAAUGACUGUAUAAUCCGUUCACUUCGUACAAAAGUCAAAAAAGAAAACAUCAAAUUUACAAAAUGCAUAAUAAAGCUCUUUGUAAUAAGCAUCAGUGAAGUUCUCAUGCAGGCAGCUGUAAUGAUUUGUCACGACCACUAGAGGGGCGCUGUGGUGCUGUCCACGUCUCGAGCUGACGACCUGAUAGCCUUAACCAAACAAUUAAGAGAUAUUUCCGUUAGUGUCAACUCAAGAAAUAUCCUUUAAUUGUAAGGUGAAGGUUAUCACUUCUCAUCGUAUACGCAGGCUCCAUUCAGAGAGGCAAGUAUGCAAGAUUAAGAAGAAACGUGACUUCAGUAGGCUAUGUUUUUCUGUCAUGAAGAUUCAGAAUUCGUAUUCAAGUCGUUCUCCACACCUAUUGUCCAUAUUGAUAGUGCGGAGUUUCAAUGAUAAAACGCGUAAAAAACAACACAGAUCAAUGAUUUUGAUGUUGAUAGCACCAUUCAGUCACUGUUGCAGUCUGGCAAUCACCCACUUGCUUUCCUUGCGCUUCCAUGCUCCAUUCAUUUCCAACGUGUGCAAAAUAUCCGAUAGACGAAGCGCGCGCGAUUGCUUUCUCUUCUGAUUCACGUGGAGUCGCUGCUUGUGUGGCUGGGGAACUUCAGAAAUUUUGCACAGUCCCUGGCAUAACUUUUCUUUCCCAACAAUAUCCAGUUUUCACAUUGGGAAAAAUAGUUCAGUUGGUAUCAGUGAAGGAAUUCUGCUUGUUGGUGGUCGUCUGAAGUUCACGCGCUCAGGGUUGUGAUACACCUGCUGCCGUCACUUCGCUGUAGUUCCGGCGACUCUCUCCGGCGCGAGCAAAUUUCAUUUCUCCGUGGCUUUUGCCGUACCGUUCGGAUCUUUGGAUUUUUCAGUCACGUGAUGGAGCGAAGCGAGAAAGACUGCGCGCUUUGAGAGAGUGCGCGUGUAUGUGGAGAGAGAGAGAGAAGGGGGGGGGGUCUCUCUGCGCUGCAGUUAGCGGUAUCCAAACCAUACUGAGAACUGGAACGCACGGACCCGUUGCUUUGCCUCUGACCGUGGUACCCCCGUCGUCUCCCUCGCUCUCUCUUUCCGCCCUACCCCUCCUUUUCUGCUUUCCUUCCCUUGAGAGCUUCUUUUCCCCGCGAAUAUCCUUUCUCACUUUCAAUUUUAAUAGAUCUCGGAGAAAGAUAGAAGCGACGCACCCGUGAUCUCCUCUUGAUCUACAUCACUGUGGUCAUUCACGCGCAUUUUCUCUCACUCUCUCUGGAACUGUAUUUUUGGACCGCCGUGGACGCGUGGAUGAUACACCGGGGCGAGAACCGGAGAUGGAGUUGCUCGUGAUCAGCCUCUCCUUAUGGAUCCUGCAGUGCCGCUUAGCUCGCGCGGACUCCAUUAUCCACAUCGGUGCAAUAUUUGAACAGAACGCUAUACGGGACGAUGAGGUUUUUCAGCUGGCGAUUUCAGAUCUGAGUUUGAACGACGACAUCCUCCAGAGCGAGAGGAUUACCCAUUCCAUCAAACUAAUCGAGCCCAAUAACCCCUUCCAGGCGGUACAAGAAGCCUGUGAGCUCAUGAAUCAAGGGAUCUUGGCGUUGGUGUCGUCUACAGGCUGUGCCGCAGCCAAUGCACUUCAGUCGCUCACAGAUGCCAUGCACAUUCCUCACCUGUUCAUCCAGAGGAACGGAGACGGCACGCCACGUGCCGAGUGUCCGUUGAACCCCAGCCCUGACGGAGAGCGCUACACGCUGGCCGCUCGCCCUCCAGUGCGCCUAAAUGACGUCAUGAUCACGCUCGUCUCUGAGCUGCGCUGGCACAAGUUUAUCAUCUUCUAUGACAGCGAGUAUGAUGUCCGUGGACUGCGGGGAUUUCUGGACCAGGCGUCCCGAAUGGGUUUGGACGCGUCUCUGCAGCAGGUUGACCGGAACGUGACAAAGGUCUUUUCCACGCUGUUCAGCACCAUGAGAAUGGAGGAGCUUAACCGUUACCGAGACACGCUCAGACGGGCCAUCCUGCUGCUAAGUCCUCGCACUGCCCAGGUGUUCAUAAACCAGGCAGUGGAAACAAAUCUGGCAUCCAAAGAUAGUCACUGGGUGUACGCCAAUGAGGAGGUGAGUGACACCGAGAUUAUGGAGCUUGUCCACAGCGCUCUGGGACGAAUGACGGUGAUCAGGCAGAUCUUCCCACUGUGGAGAGACACCAACAUCCGCUGCAUGAGGAAUAACCAUCGCAUCUCUUCGCUGCUGUGUGACCCACAGGAGGGCUAUCUGCAGUCUCUGGAGGUGUCUAGCCUGUACUUGUACGACAGCGUGCUGAUGUUGGCCAAUGCCUUCUACAGAAAGUUAGAGGACCGAAAGUGGCACAGCAUGGCUAGUUUAAACUGCAUGAGGAAGUCAACCAAGCCCUGGAAUGGAGGGUGGUCCAUGUUGGACACCAUUCAAAAGGGACGAAUUUCUGGCCUCACUGGCUUAAUGGACUUCCGUAGCAAUGGUGCAAACUCGCACGUUCAGUUUGAGAUCCUGGGGACCAGUUACAGCGAGACGUUUGGAAAAGACGUAAAACGGCUGGCAACGUGGGACUCCGAUCGCGGGCUGAAUGGGAGUCUGAGGGAGAACCGAGCUGAACAAGGCAUGCAAGGAAUAACUCUGAAAGUGGUGACCUUAUUGGAGGAGCCUUUCAUAAUGGUGGCUGAAAACAUCCUUGGCCAGCCAAAACGAUACAAGGGCUUUUCUAUAGAUGUUCUGGAUGCCCUGGCAAAGGUUUUGGGAUUUAAGUAUGAAAUAUAUCAAGUGGCUGAUGGGAAAUACGGAUCUCAUCAGGCCAACGGCUCGUGGAACGGAAUGAUCGGAGAACUGAUCGGGAAGAGGGCAGAUGUGGCUAUUUCGGCCAUCACCAUCACUCCUGAGCGAGAGAACGUUGUUGACUUCAGUAAACGAUAUCUGGAUUAUUCGGUGGGAAUUCUAAUGAGCAAAGCAGAAGAGAGACUGAACAUCUUCUCCUUGCUGGCACCGUUUGACCUGGCCGUGUGGGCCUGUAUCGCCGCUUCCAUUCCUGUGGUGGGUGUCAUGGUCUUUUUGCUCCGUCGCAUCCAGUCUGUCCGCUCCCAGAAUCCUCCUGGCUCUCUUCAGCCUGCUUCUGCCACCACAUCUUUCCAAAGUGCCAUCUGGAUCGUCUAUGGAGCCUUUGUACAGCAAGGUGGCGAGUCAUUCAUGAGUUCAGUGGCUCUCAGGAUUGCAAUGGGAAGCUGGUGGCUGUUUACCCUCAUCGUCUGUUCAUCCUACACAGCCAACCUGGCAGCCUACCUCACAGUUUCUCGCAUGGACAAUGCUAUUCGAACGUUCCAAGACCUUUCUAAGCAGACAGACUUGAGCUAUGGGACGGUGAGAGAUUCAGCUGUGUACGAUUACUUCAGGGUGAAGGGCACGAACCCCCUGGAGCAAGACAGCACUUUCGCAGAGCUAUGGAGGACUAUCAAUAAAAACCAGGGACAGGACAACUCUGUGAACUCUCCCACUGAAGGAAUCCGCAAGGUGAAAAGGGAUUCGUACGCCUUCUUGUGGGAUAUGGCGGUGCUGGAGUACGCAGCGUUGACGGAUGACGAUUGCACGCUGGUGGUCACGGGGAACGGCAUGAGCAGUAAAGGAUACGGCCUGGCUCUGCAACACGGCAGCCCAUACAGAGACCUCUUCUCUCAAAAGAUACUUGACUUGCAGGAGAAGGGGGACAUUGAUAUUCUGAAGCAGAAAUGGUGGCCACGAAAAGGUCGCUGCGACCUGGACAAGCAAGCAGAAGCCCAGCCGGAGGGCCGAUCGCUGAGACUACACAGCUUCGCCGGGGUCUUCUGCAUCUUAGCGGCGGGGCUGCUGUUAGCCUGCCUGGUGGCCGCGCUGGAGUCUUGGUGGAAAGGCCCACGCUGCCAGCGGGCGCAGCCCAAAGAGGACAAAGAGGUGAAUCUGGAACAGGUUCACCAACGUUUGACUGGGCUUAUGGAGGACGAUCUAGCGCACAAGCAGCUACCGGGUCAGUCUCUGGAGAUCUCUGCCCUGGACAUGGGCAGCAUGCGGCCGCAGCAGAGCUCUCAGGAAGCCAUGAGAGAUUUCAACCCUGGGGCCCUGUCCGUGACCUCGUUCCUCCAGGAGGGUCCUGGAAUCGGCCGCGUGCCCGGACGGAGCCUCCCCCUCCCUCUCAGCAGUUCAACUCUGCCCCCCUCCAUGCGUUGCAAACACCGGGCACCCAACGGAGGCCUUUUCCGCCAGAGCCCCGUAAAGACUCCUAUGCCCAUCUCUUACCAGGCAGUGCCCGGGGGACCCAUCCCAGAAGCCAUUGAUCCAAGCCAUGGGACCUCUAUUUGAUCUGACCAAUCACAUUGUUCUAAAGACAACAGGAAGUCUGGACCAGGUCUGGGUGCAUUUAUACUAUUGCAUACGUAAAAAGGAAUAUUGAGAUCUUUUUAUUUCAGUACAGAAGAUAAAACAUAUGACUGUGAGUAAAGAGACGCUGACUUUCCUUGACUGUACAUAUUUGUAUAUAACGAGAGACGGCGGUGAAGUCAAAGUGUAUUUUGAAUAUUCAUGAUUUUUUUGAAGUUGAGUUUAAAAGAAGUAACUUACAUAAAAAUACAGACUGUUUGAAUGGCUUUGUAAAUUUUGUUCUAAAAUAAAA
This is a messenger RNA of Paramisgurnus dabryanus, 4832 nucleotides long. The record is from RefSeq and is a predicted model, not a curated record. Lineage: Eukaryota; Metazoa; Chordata; Actinopteri; Cypriniformes; Cobitidae.